CAAUCAGGUGCGGUGGAUGCAGCGAGCGUGUGAAAUCGGUGUUAAAUGUCCCCACACUGUCUAUAAGAGAGGCACUAAUUUGGGGAUUUGAUGAUGCUAAUUGUUUCAAAAGUUAACUAAAAAAAAAUGCAAAAGAGCAGGCACAGGUCACGAUUCAGAACCCAGGCAAAUGCCACUUGAUAAGGGAUUGGUCAUUUCAAGUAAUUUCAUGGGGUUUCUUGGGAAUAAUACAAAUACUCUUCGGAAUGAGUCUCCAAACCGGGUUUGUGGGGUGUUUUACAAAUUUACAGCGCGGAACGAGCCCGGUGGUAAUUCAAGUGAAAGCACCGUGAACUCGCGUUCUUGUUGCGUAAUGUUAACACACGGGCGGCGGAGAAAAUUGGAAUUGGGCUCCCGUGGAGAUGGGAGCAGACCCUUGGGUUCUGGUCAUUGGGACAUCUCUACCAGCAAUCGGCAUUCAUCACCCAACUUUUACCAGUUAACUAAAAGAUAACCUGGUCACCAGCUGACCAAUUAGUUGUCCAUUGGCUGUGGAAGUAGAUAUCCUUCUAGUGUUGCUCUUAGACCGCCCCGCUCUACUGAUGCCCCCGGUUCUCCCUCAUUGGUUGGAUCUCUGAUCACCCCCGCCCCUCCUCUCCUUCCCCCUCAUGCUAAAUCGAAAUUUGGGACCCUCUUUGAAGCCGGUGACUUUUGGAUCAACAACAACACGUUGCAUUCAUACAGCGCCCUCCACCCAACCAAACAUCGCAACAAGCUUCACCUGGAGGCUUGUCAAGUGAAAGAGUUGGUGAAAGUUGGAGGAGGAGGACAGGGAAAAGCCAGAGCUCAGUGUCAUAUAGUAGCUGAGGGCGAGUGACUGAAAUGACGGAGGAAGUCGUGAGGGUUGGAAGGAGGAAUUGAGGGCAGUGGACAGAGCCCGCCUGGGAUCUGGGGGAAUCAGCGGUGGCAAAUUUGGAAUGGAAAUUAUUGAAAACCAUUUUGACUGCCUGGGAGCUACUUGCCGGGGCUGGUAACCGACCUUUGCCGGCACAACAAGGAGCAGGAAACAUCAAUCCACCCCGAGCAAGAUCCGACAUAUUCAUGAUCUUGGAGCAACAGGCAAACCAGAUCCCCAGGAACGUGUCCCUUAUGACUUUCCAGGAGGAGAAUGCCUCUGUAGCGCCAGGACGAGUGCUGAGUGUGGAACCUGCUGCGAGGAGGGACCCUGAGGACGACAUGCUGUGCCUGACCACCACUCUUCGCCAGCUGAAUCUGUCAGGAUGGUACUGGGGCUCACUCACCGCCAAUGAGGCGAAGCAGCAGCUGAACAAGAUGCCGGAGGGAACCUUCCUCAUCCGGGACAGCUCUCACCCCAGCUACCUGCUGACCCUGUCGGUGAAGACCAGCCGUGGUCCCACCAACGUCCGCAUAGAGUACAGCAAUGGCAAGUUCUGCUUGGACUCUUACUACCUGGCCAAACCCAGGAUCCUGGCCUUCAGGGAGGUCCUCAGCCUCAUCCAGCAUUACGUCACCUCUUGCAUUGUGGACCGAUACGACAAGGCAGUGGAUACAACGGCCCUUCCGCCCAAGGACACUGCCAUCCACCUGAAACUCAUCAAGCCCCUUCACAGGAAGGAUUCCUUCCCCUCCCUCCAGCACUUGUGCAGAUUGACUAUUAACAAGGCCACACGACAAGUGGACAAACUCCCAUUACCAAAACCUGUCCAGAGGUACUUGGAAGAGUACCCAUUCCUCCUCUGAGGUUUUUGGGAUGAAGGGGUGUUGGGGACAUUGGUGCAACAUUGGUGCUUCUUUUUAUUCUUGGCUGAGAGGCGGUCACUUCAUGGGUGCUUUAAUAACUUUGACAUGGAGCAGAUUAAUGCCACAUAUUGUACUGAGUUGUUCCACUGGACAAUUGAAUAGACUUAUUGCCUUGGUGGACUAGACCCGCGGAUUUGUUCAAUAACUAAAAUGUGAACCAAUGCAUAUUCAGAAUAUGUGGAUCAAGUGAUGUAAUUAAUGUGGAACAGAAUACAGAUCUGCAAAAAAUUAAACACAACUCUACAGCCUUUAUAUUAAAAGGAAUGCACUUUGAACAUUUUUAAGGUUAGUGUAUUUAAGAAAAAAUGACCAAAAGCAAAUGCAAUAUUUUCUAAUAAAGUAUUAUUAAAUCAC
Messenger RNA from Pristis pectinata (smalltooth sawfish), 2154 nucleotides. RefSeq names its product cytokine-inducible SH2-containing protein-like. Bases 1081 to 1740 code for a protein of 219 amino acids. Gene Ontology annotation, biological process: phosphatidylinositol phosphate biosynthetic process; intracellular signal transduction. Gene Ontology annotation, molecular function: 1-phosphatidylinositol-3-kinase regulator activity. Gene Ontology annotation, cellular component: phosphatidylinositol 3-kinase complex. The transcript is spliced from 3 exons. Lineage: Eukaryota; Metazoa; Chordata; Chondrichthyes; Rhinopristiformes; Pristidae. The record is from RefSeq and is a predicted model, not a curated record.